GGGCACAGGAGCCGACAGCAGCAGGCAGGUGAGAAGAAUGGGCUCCGUGUCAGAGGAGCUCAGCCUGGUCCCCCUGCACCAGUGGCCAGAGCUGCUGGAGGCCUGUGCUGAGCUGCUGCGCGAAGAGUGGGGGAAGAGCCGGGCGUCGCGGCUCCACGCGCUGCAGCGCUCCUCGGACACUUUCCCCUGCCUGCUGCUGCUGCGGAGCCGUGGCACUGCCGAGGCCCCCUGCCAGCUCGUGGGCCAUGUCCGGCUCUCCCGUGUGGCCAGCCGGCCCCACGACCUCUUUGUGGAGAGCGUGGUGGUGGCCCGGGCGCUGCGGGGCCAGGGUUACAGGUGGCGGCUGAUGGAGGCCACUAAGCAGUGGGCCCGGGCCCGGGGCUUCGGCUGCCUGCAGCUCACCACCCACGACAAGCAGCAUUUCUACGCACACCUGGGCUUUGUCCUGGGCGAGCUGGUGCAGAGCGUGGCCUUCCUCAGCCCCACCAUACCCGCUGAGGUGCUGCGGCUCUUCUCCACCCCCCCUGGUGCCACCACCACCACCACCAGACCAAGGGUGCCUCCUGCCCCUCCACCUCCCCUCCUCCCACCCCCCGCUGCCCCCGCACCGCCCCCCUCCCCAAAUGUGAUCUGGGCAAGGGGGGUCCUGGCUGAGAGCAAUAGGCACAGCCUCCUGGAGACCCCGCACCGCGAUGCCAAAGGGCUGCCCCUCUUCUGGAUGAAGAAGGACAUUAGAGGGGCCGGGGCCCUGAGCCGGUGAUUAAAGCAGUGCGGGCAGGAGCUGCCCACCCUGGCAGUGCCUGGCUGCUGCCGUUCUUCAGGUCUGGCACCAGUUUCCCCAGCGUCCCCGGCCCCAUUGCUGGUGUGGGUGCUGGUGGGGACGUGGUCCCCACACCCUGCCCUGCCCAGGCACAUUGGCUCUGCUCCCCCAAGGCCCCCAGAUUGCCUGGCUGGGGCCCUGGGACCACCAG
Messenger RNA from Strigops habroptila (Kakapo), 971 nucleotides. Its product is annotated as N-alpha-acetyltransferase 80-like. Lineage: Eukaryota; Metazoa; Chordata; Aves; Psittaciformes; Psittacidae. Gene Ontology annotation, molecular function: acetyl-CoA binding; N-acetyltransferase activity. The record is from RefSeq and is a predicted model, not a curated record. Gene Ontology annotation, cellular component: cytoplasm. Gene Ontology annotation, biological process: protein acetylation.